Messenger RNA from Vigna umbellata (rice bean), 1496 nucleotides. Lineage: Eukaryota; Viridiplantae; Streptophyta; Magnoliopsida; Fabales; Fabaceae. The record is from RefSeq and is a predicted model, not a curated record.
UCAUAUAUAAAAAUAAAUAAAUUAAGCCAAGUUUAACUAUUUUAAAUAAACCAAUAACAUGGACCUAAAUCUGACCACAUACAGAAGGAUGCUAUUAGAAUAACAGGCUGGGUGGUAAUGUGGCAAUGGUGGUAGAUAGGCAGACCUGCGAGGUAGAAGAAAGAAUGAGGGAAGUAGAAAAGAAAUGUGAUUAUGGAUUAUAGUAUAUAUUUGACUUGGUUAUGUUAUGUUGUGCACUUGUCUUAUUCCGAACAUAUAUUCUUUUUUAUUCAACUUCGAUUUGUGUUUUGGUACUGUUUCCUCUUAUCUCUCUUGAUCCUCUUUUUGUUUUGACAACUCAAGUUCUAUCGGAUCUCGCUCUUCCUCUCUUCCUUCUUUCCCCUCCCCCUUAAAAAUCCAUUAUUUUACUAAGAAUCCUAAUAAAAUAAGGAGAAAAUCGAGGAAACUAAGAAAUAGUCCCAAGUAAACUGGUAAACAAAUCGCAAGAUGUUUGUAUGCAUAAUGGAAUAUCCUACGCCAGAAGAAUAACAAGCACUGCAUAUUAAUGUUGUGCUGGUGCAUAUACUCUUAUUUGCUCAAUAGGGUCUGGUGUUUUUUGCUACAGGAAUGGUGGACAUAUGUCUGUAUGGGACCAUCAGAUCCUCAUCCAAAUUGGCAUCUAGGAAUGCGAGGUACCCAACACCGUGCCGUUAUGUGGCGUGUGUGGAAAGAGGGUGGCACAGGAUUUUUGUACUGGGGGGCCAACUGCUAUGAGAAAGCAACUGUAGCCAGCGCAGAGAUAAAAUUCAGGCAUGGUCUACCCCCUGGAGACGGAGUCCUAUACUAUCCCGGUGAGGUGUUCUCAACUUCUCAUCAGCCAGUGGCUUCUCUUAGACUAGAACGCAUACUUAAUGGCUUGCAGGACAUCGAGUACCUGAGACUAUAUGCUUCAAGAUACGGUAGGGAUGAAAGUAUUGCACUUUUGGAAAGGACGGGAGUGUACUUUGGUCCUGAGCGUUACACAUUUGAGCAUAUGCCGAUUGAUGCAAUGAGAGGGCAAAUAUUUAAUGCCUGCCGUUCAUAAAUCGGGUAUUUAUAGAUGCUGCUUGGUCGAGUGCUUCAUUUGUCGAUAGCUGGAAAGUUCAGCUUGAGCAUCUUAAGCGUCUAACCUCUAAAGAUGCGACAACAUAGUUAUCGAGUGAGAUCCUUGGAAUAUCACACACACACGUACUAUCCAAUUUGAACUCCUAGUAUGAAAUGUGAUAGUCAUAUAUAUAUAUACACACACACACAUAUAAAGCAUCUGAAACGUACUUAGAUGAGAAAUCUGUUGUUCAUAAUGUGCCUUUUGAGAGUACAUAGGACCAUAAUCUAUUACAGUUAAUGUUGCAGUGUGGGGAUGGUAUAUUUUGGUAGACUUGCUUAUUUUAACAUGCUUGGUAGACAUUUUUAAUUGAUACUGUAAACUAGUUGAACUAACAAGAGAAAUGCUAAUAAUGUACUUAUUUUUAUAUGAA